AUGCCUCGAGGCCCUUACCCCUGCUUGGCCCUUCCAGUCAAACCGAGAAGUCCCGCAUUACCUCCGCAAUGGCACGAAUCCCAAAGCUUUCAGCCAACCGGAAUUAAGUUAUGCCCAUCGCUCCCGCGGCAACACGAGAGGAUUAUUGGAGGAUCAGUGGCCAGUAUCAACUCAUACCCGUUCGCAGCGUCCCUUCAGAUCACAACAAACGGUGUUCACUUCCGGCACCAAUGCGGCUCUACCAUCAUAAACAACAGGGCCAUACUCUCAGCUGCUCAUUGUUGGCCUGUUAACGCCGCUGCAAACAGAUAUCGUGUACGCGUCGGUUCGCCCAACAUAAGCAGUGGGGGGAGACAACACAAUGUGGCCCAGCUCUUCCGCCACUCUCAGUACAACCCCAGGAACCACGACAAUGACAUAGGCGUCAUCAGAGUAUCAACUGCCUUCCCGCUCGGUUCAGCCACGAUUCGCGCUGCGUCCCUUGCUGGAACUAACACCAAUGUUCCGGACAAUUCUGACGUUAUUGCUAUUGGAUGGGGAGCGACAGUUCACAAUGGACAGCCAUCGGAGCAGCUACGUCACGUCGCAAUUCGUAUGGUCAAUCAAGUGAGAUGCAAUACUGACUUCAGAGGAACCAUCACUGCAAACAUGAUGUGUGCCGGCUGGCCCGGUCGGGGCAUAUGCUUCGGUGACUCUGGCACAGGACUAGUGUUCAAUAACGUGGUCGUGGGCGUUAGCAGCCACAUUCAUUGGGAUGGAUGCAAUUCCAACUGGCCUGGCGUUUUCACUAGAAUUUCCCGAUAUACCGCCUGGAUCCGAAACCAUUCUUAA
Molecule: messenger RNA, 831 nt
Organism: Maniola jurtina (meadow brown)
Lineage: Eukaryota; Metazoa; Arthropoda; Insecta; Lepidoptera; Nymphalidae
Product: trypsin CFT-1-like
Exons: 6
Coding region: 1-831 (276 amino acids)
Biological process (GO): proteolysis
Molecular function (GO): serine-type endopeptidase activity
Source: RefSeq, a predicted model, not a curated record